GGCGCGUGGGGGCGGCGCGUGUUGACAGCGGCGGCGGCGGAGCCCGGCGGGCGGCGGGAGUCGGCGCCUCGGGUUCCUGCCCCUGGUCUCGCGGCGGUGCGGACGGGCGUCCCGGGAUGGCCUUCAUGGAGAAGCCGGCGGCCGGCAAGGUGCUGCUGGACGACACGGUGCCGCUGACAGCAGCCAUCGAGGCGAGCCAGAGCCUGCAGUCCCACACGGAAUAUAUCAUUCGGGUGCAAAGAGGAAUUUCUGUGGAAAACAGUUGGCAGAUUGUUAGGCGAUACAGUGACUUUGAUUUGCUGAACAACAGCCUGCAGAUUGCAGGCCUAAGCCUACCUCUUCCUCCAAAAAAAUUGAUUGGUAACAUGGAUCGUGAAUUCAUAGCUGAGAGGCAGAAAGGUCUUCAGAACUAUCUCAACGUCAUCACCACAAAUCACAUCUUGUCUAAUUGUGAGCUGGUUAAGAAGUUUUUAGAUCCAAACAACUACUCCACAAACUACACGGAGAUCGCUUUACAACAGGUUUCCAUGUUCUUCCGAUCGGAACCCAAGUGGGAGGUGGUGGAACCGCUGAAAGACAUAGGUUGGAGGAUAAGGAAGAAAUAUUUCUUGAUGAAGAUUAAAAAUCAACCGAAGGAACGCCUAGUGUUAAGCUGGGCUGACCUUGGCCCCGACAAGUAUCUGUCAGAUAAAGAUUUUCAGUGUCUAAUCAAACUUCUGCCUUCCUGUUCGGUGAGUACGAGUCCGUCUGUUAUCUUGGUGCUGAUGACCGAUCCACAGUGUUUUCUCAUGGGAGACCAUGGGCAGAAGAGCUGGAAACAGUCUACAGGCUCAGAAGAACGGAGAGGUAGAGAGGAUUUCAGAUCAGGCGCUGACCUUGGCCCCGACAAGUAUCUGUCAGAUAAAGAUUUUCAGUGUCUAAUCAAACUUCUGCCUUCCUGUUCGCCUGCAGAGAGUUGUUGCAAAGUGGUGUCAAACUUUUCAUCACCCAGUGGAUUUGCCAGCGUGUGCUGUGGAACUAAAAUGUGUAUCUGUUCAUUUCAAGUGGCCGUGUUGGAGUCUACGCUGUCUUGUGAAGCCUGUAAAAAUGGCAUGCCUACCGUCUCCCGGCUGUUACAGAUGCCAUUAUUCAGUGACGUUUUACUAACCACUUCUGAAAAGCCACAGUUUAAGAUCCCCACAAAGUUAAAAGAGGCACUCAGAAUUGCCAAAGAAUGUAUAGAAAAGAGAUUAGUUGAAGAACAGAAACAGAUUCACCAGCAUCGAAGACUGACAAAAGCUCAGUCUCACCAUGGAUCUGAAGAAGAAAGAAAAAAGAGAAAGAUUCUAGCUCGAAAGAAAUCAAAACGAUCUGCUAUUGAAAAUAGUGAAGAACAUUCUGCAAAAUACAGCAACUCCAAUAAUUCAGGAUCUGGGGCCAGCUCGCCUCUCACAUCCCCGUCAUCACCAACCCCACCCUCUACAGCAGGGGUGUCCACAUUACCUCCACCUCCUCCACCUCCACCUCCACCAGCAGCAUCCUUGCUUCCUGCGAGCACAGAGGCGCCCACACAGCUCCCGCCCCAGGCUAUGAAUGGCGUGAGCAGAGGGGCCUUACUCAGCUCCAUCCAGAACUUUCAGAAAGGAACUUUGAGGAAAGCCGAAACCUGUGAUCAUAGUGCUCCUAAGAUCGGCUAGAGCUUUGUGUUUACACUUGGAGGGAGAAGUCCUUUUUUUCCCCUUCUACCUCCAACCCCUAAAAGUACUCUCUUCCUGGAUGAAUGACUGCUGAGCCAGUACAGCCACAUACUAUCUUAUGGAUGCUCAUGUACGGGCCUUUCCAAGAGGGACAUACUCAAGUAGAAUGAAAUCAGGCUGGCAUUGCUGUCUUAAGAAGCAUUUUGCUCCUCUACUACCAUUUUAAAGAAAUCUUGUUCAUCCUUCAGUGGGCAUAUUUUUGGGGCAGCAGCAUAUUGGAAUCAGUAUUUCUACCAACUGAAGGAAAUGGACAAAAGAGAAAGAGACAAUAUUCAGUCACGGCAGUGAAUGGCCUUUGUGUAGCAGUCCCUAUCCUGUCAGACAGCUCCUAAAAACAUUCCUCUCAUAGUUCAUUUCUGUUCUAAAGCAUUUCCUGGUUCUUAGGUAAAUUCCCAUUUUCUGCAACCUUAAUUUCAUCUUAGACAUUAACACUGUAGUCCAAAGCAUAGUUAUGUCGCUGAGUCAGAGGAGCACCUGAGUUCUUCAUUUUCCUGCAAAUACAAUGUCGAAAGUUAACAUUCUCGAAGUUCUCCCAGGAAUACCAUUGUGGUUACAGAACUCAGGGCUGUGCCGGCAACUGUUCUAGACCUAGCGCCUAGUUCCAUUUAGUUAGGAUGUAUUCAAGAGACAAAAAAAAAGGUAGUAUCAGAAAUAGUUCUUGCCAAUUAGAUCGCAAUCCUCAGCAAAUUAAGUCGUUUGUGGUCUGUGGCCGGGGGUUAUUACAACUAAAUUUGGCACCAAUAGAAAUCCUGAUUUUUUAUUUUGAAUCCAAAUAUAUCAUCUUUUUAAUAUAACUCAUUUAUUAGAAAUAUCUUUAUCCUAUGAUUUGUUUAAACCCUUAAAUUGCACUUUAAAGGAUUAUAAAUAAUCCAUUUAAAAAUUCAAGUACACACAUCAGUGUUGGUCACUAUGCAGAGAAUGUCAUUGUGUAUAGUUUCACGUAAUCUGUGAUAAAUGUUCAGCUGUAUUUUUUAUUAAAAUAAACCAUGUCAAGAAAGUG
This is a messenger RNA of Manis javanica (Malayan pangolin), 2736 nucleotides long. NCBI's taxonomy places the organism in Eukaryota, Metazoa, Chordata, Mammalia, Pholidota, Manidae. The record is from RefSeq and is a predicted model, not a curated record.